AUGGACAUGGAGGCCAACCCUCUCUUCGGUGUCGACCUCUCCGAUGCUGGUUCCUCCUUGUCUUCCUCCGUCGACAAUGACCCACCCACCGUCACCGCGCCACAGGCUGCCAUUCUCCAAACGGUGAACAUCAAGGAGCACGUCCCCGUUGAACUCAACCUCGCUGAGUCGAACUACACCGAGUGGUGCUGCUUCUUCGACGCCUUCAUCGGCAAGUUCGGCAUCGACUCACAUCUUUCUUCCCCGCCAACCGUUGAGGCCCACCGUGAUCCGUGGGCAGUAGCGUACUCCAUCUGGUCCUCCAUCCAUGAUCAGUUUCAUGAUAACAAACUGCAUCGCACCGUCUACCUUGAGGCAGAGUUCCGGAGUUUGGUUCAAGGCGACAUGGACAUCACCGCCUACACCGGCCAGCUCAAGCAACUGCCCGACGCUUUGCGCGACGUCGGACAGCCUGUUCGUGUGACCAACCAGGUGCUCAACAUGCUUUGUGGCCUCAACGCCAAGUACCGCCACGCCGUGCUCGUCAUCACCACCAAGAACCCACCUCAUUCCUUCCUUUUGGCCCGCACCUACCUACUGCUGGAAGAGCAGUACGAUCGGGAGCAUGCCAAGGCGGCUUAG
This is a messenger RNA of Miscanthus lutarioriparius, 621 nucleotides long. The record is from the annotation of a GenBank genome assembly. Lineage: Eukaryota; Viridiplantae; Streptophyta; Magnoliopsida; Poales; Poaceae.